UCCUGUAGAUCCAUUUCAAUCGCUUCCGAUUCUUGAUCCAGUAUUAUGGCUUCUCCUGGAGCUUAUAACGUUUUCCUAAGCUUUAGAGGCGAAGAUACUCGUCAUUCUUUUACUGAUCAUCUUUAUGAGGCAUUAAAGCGAGCAGGAAUUAGUACAUUUAGGGAUGACGAAGAAAUCAAAAGAGGCGAAGAACUACAGCAGGAGAUCGAGAGAGUUAUUAAAGAAUGUAGGGCUUCAGUAGUUGUAUUCUCAGAGAAGUAUGGUACUUCAACUUGGUGCCUCGAUGAGCUUGCAUUGAUCCUUCAACAAAGGAGGGAGUGCAAUCACUUCGUUCUACCUGUUUUUUAUCACGUCGAUCCUUCCGAUGUGAGGAAACAAAGUAACACUUUUUCUAUCGAAGUCAAAGCAUGUUCAAGGUGGACAGAUGACAACGUGAACCUGUGGAAGAAAGCUCUUACAGAGGUUGCGGAUUUGGCCGGCAUGGUUUUGUGUGGGUCUGAAGCAAAGUUUCUGAAGGAAAUUGUUGACAUCAUAUACAAUAAAUUGGAUCGAAAAGAAGUUAAUCUUCCACCCAAUAUAACAGGUAUUGCCACUCGAUAUGGGGAGAUCAGUUCAUGGUUAAACAAACCCAAUGUUGAAUUUUUAGCAAUUUGUGGCAUGGGUGGAAGUGGCAAGACAACUCUGGCCAAAUAUAUCUACAAUUCAAAUUGGAAAACUUAUGAAAACAUGAGUUUUAUUGAAGGCAUUAGCCACAUAUGUGAAGGGCCUGAUGGUUUGCGUAUGCUACAAGAACAACUUCUCAAAGGUAUUUUAGGAGGCAAGAAGAGGAAAAUACCUAGUGUUUUUGAAGGUACAUGGGAGAUUCAGGAGGCCUUACAAACAAAAAGGUCGCUUAUUGUUCUUGAUGACAUUGCUGAAGAUAGUCAGUUAGUUGCUUUACUUGGAACUGGGGAGAUUAAUGCACAAAGCAAGAUUAUCAUAACAACAACCAGGGAAAAUACAGAGAAUUGGUUUAAGUCCACAAAUUGGAGGUGUCAAGAUUAUAAAAUGACAUUAUUGAAUGAUGAUGAAUCGUUAGAGCUUUUAAGUCGCCAUGCCUUUGGUUCCAAAGCUCCUAAGGAAGGUUUCGAGGAGCUUGCAGUUCAAGCAGUAGAAUAUUGUGAAGGAAAUCCUUUGGCUCUUGAAGUAUUGGCUUCUUCUCUAUCCAAUAACAAUACCAUCUUACAUUGGAAAAGCCAAUUGAAAUUACUGGAAAAAGAUAUUCAUUCUAGAAUUCAGAAUGUUCUUAUGAUGAGCUACAAGUCAUUGUCAUUCGACUCAGAAAAAGAGUUGUUUUUGCAUAUCGCUUGUUUCUUUGUUGGCAAAGAUAUGGAUUACGUGGUAAAGAUAUUGGAGCAUGAUUACUCUGCAUUAUCUGGGAUCAAAAGCCUAUCCAACAGAUGCCUUCUUUUUGUUUCACCAAACAACAAACUCAUGAUGCAUCGAUUGCUCCAAGAGUUGGGGAAAAACAUAGUUCGUCAAGAAUCAAAAUUCCCUGCAAAACGUAGUAGAGUCUGGCUUAGUAGCGACUCUUAUAAGAUAUUGAUUCACGGAGAGGGUUCAGAAACUAUGGAAGGUUUAGCACUUGACAUGCAAAUGCUAGAGGAACAGAAGUUUGCCUUCAAGUCAUCAAACCUCAAGACAGAUGCACUUCAAAAGAUGGAUAAUCUAAAAUUGCUCCAACUAAACAUUGGGCCGCUCUCUGGUUCCUACGAGAAUUUUUCAAAAGACUUGAGAUGGCUAUGCUGGCUUGGGUCCCACUUAAGAACCAUACCCUCUGACUUAUUCAUGGGAAACUUGGUGGCUCUAGAUAUGAGCUAUAGCAGCUUGGAAGUAUUUGAACCACCCAUGGUUCUUCAGUCACUCCAGAUUCUGAAUCUUACAGGAUCACACAAUCUGAUUCAAAUCCGCAACAUGUCCAUGAUCCCUCAUCUGGAGACUUUUAUUCUUUGGAACUGUCAGAAUCUGGUUAGUGUUUGUGAAAGCAUUGGAGACCUGAAAAGUCUUGUACUACUGAACAUGACAGGGUGUAAAAACCUGUGCAUGAGUGAGAAAACAGAUCAGUUACUAGGUCUAGAAGCUUCUACCUCUGGUGGAGAAGUUGCAGAACAGCCUAAUUUUUUCUUCCCACGUUCGUUACACCGGUUAUUCCUCAAGGACUGCAAUCUUGACUGUACUGAUUCUUUUCCUCUGAGUUUUAGUGAUCAACCAUCUUUGCAGUACUUGAAUUUAGGCAAUAGUUUAUUUGAGUUUCUGCCUUGUUAUGAUCAUCUUAAAAAUCUUCGGGUCCUUGACUUGAGUUUAUGCUCAAGGCUUAAACGGCUUCUGUGUCUCCCAAGUACACUUGCAGAAUUGUAUAUUUACUAUUGUACAUCACUGGAGGAAAUAAGUUUCCAAUCACAUCGAUUCACGUUGCAAGAGUUUGGCUAUGAAGGCUGUAUUAGUUUAUGUGAAAUUGAAGGCUUUAUCAAAUUGGUGCCUGUAGCCAAACUUGGAGAAAUUGAUUUGGGACAUAUGAAGUGGCUAAAAGAAUAUCAAAAUCAUGAGGUGAACCUGAUUGGUGAUGAUGAGCUCACCAAAGGCAGAAGUUCGUGUGUCCAGAUGCUGUAUGAAUUCAAUAUAAUGAGCACAUCUCUGCCAGACAUGAAGUAUCCAAACAUUAAGCCUACAUAUGUAUCUGAGUUAUCAUCUUUCUCCUUUGAGGUGCCUCCGCCUCCCAAGAAUAGAAGUCUCAAAGGACUUGAUGUGACUUUCAAAUAUACAAUAUCAAGUGAUGAUGAUUGGGUAUGGUUCUGUAAGAUCAGUACAACCAAUGGUGUUGAUUUGAUGUACAACCCCAAAGUCUUUGGCAAACCUGAAUCUGGUGAAGUUGGUAUAUGGUUGAGCUAUUGGCCAAUUGGAAAUACAUUGGACACUGGAGAUAAUGUCAACGUUUCUAUCAUUGUGAUCAGUGGGCUGGAGGUACAUAAAUGUGGUGUGAGCCUUAUUUAUACUGAUGAUAAAGUAACCGAGGAAACCUUGGAAGAGAACAUGGAAUGGAUAGAAGUUGUUGGAGGAGAUUUGUCUGGAUUUCAACUAAGCACACGAGCUUACUAUCUUUGUCGACGUGAUUUCUUUGAGUUAAUGGAGGUUGGUAGACUGACUCCUGAUUGGUUUAAUACCUUAGUUGGUGAUACCAUCGAAUGUACAGAGGUACGAGGAUGGAGAAAGACAGGUCGACCUAUGCAGUUGAAUCCAUCAUUUUCUGAGUUAAAGUUUGUUAGAUGCAUCAUCCAUGGUCCUGAAUCGGAGGACAUUUACAAGAUUGCAGAGAUGUCAAAAUCAUCUUCUGUAGAUAAAACAUUGGAGUUCACAUCAAGCUUGCUUGGGGAGACGAUGAAAUCUUCCACAUCGUUUAAAUUUAGUGAAACAACGAUAAAGGAAUUAAAUGAGAUUCAGGAGUCUACUUCAAGCCCACCUCGUAAGAAGUUGAAAUCACUGACUACACAUGGUGUUACUGGUGGAAUGGAGGUGCAAGAUGGGGUGCAGCUUCCAUCUCAACAGAUCUUUGGUACAUUACCAAGAUCUCCGUCUGAUGCGCAUAGUACAACAUCCCUGCAGCUUCGUUUCCAGACCAAGCUGCUUCCUACAUUUUUCACUGGAAAUAGGAUAGAAUCUGAGGACAAGAGUGGUAUAAAAGUAGGCUUAUUUGAUGCUACUUCUAAUGAGAUUGUGUCAUCUGGACCCUUAUCUUCACAGAAGAUAGAGCUUGUUGCUCUUGAUGGUGAUUUUACUUUUGAUGACAAUGAAGAUUGGUCUCAGAGUUAUUUUGAUGCCAAAGUUAUAUAUUCAAGAGAUGGCAACAGGCCAUUGCUGAAAGGUGAUCUGGUGGUGACUUUGAAAGAUGGAGUUGCUGUUUUAGGUAAUGUAUAUUUUACUCAUUAUUCAAGCUGGAGUAAGAAAUGGGUGUAUAGGUUAGGGGCAAAAAUCCAAAAUAAAACUGCUGGAUUCAGAAUUAGAGAAGCAAGAAGCCAAGCGUUCAUUGUAAAAGACAAGCGAGGAGAUUUAUAUACCAAGAACUAUCCUCCAGGAUUGGGUGAUGAGAUUUGGCGUUUGGAACAGAUAGCAAAAAAUGGGGUUUUGCAUAAAGCAUUGUCAUCACACAAAAUAUAUACCGUGAAAGACUUUCUACGAUUGUAUAAUACUAAUGAGUCCUUACUUUGUAGGCUACUUGGUGGGCCGGAUAACAAGAAUUCGAAGAAGAUUAUCAAGCAUGCAAAGACAUGUGUUUUAGAUGAAAAGCUUUACAUAUACAACAGUAAUACAGAUGGGUUUGGGAUUUUGUUCAAUUCUGUUAUGGAAGUUGUGGGGGCAACCGUUGAUGGAAAAUAUCAUCUCUCCAUGAAUGAGCUUUCUGAUUCCCAGAAGUCUAUGGUGGAAGCUUUAAAGGAACAAGUUUACAAAAAUUUGGAGGGGGUGUUACCGAUAGAUGAUGUAUCAAUGGUCGCAGCUCGAGUCCUAGAAACUAACCUUCAUGGUGAUCCUCUUAGAACUGCUAGUUUAGAUCAACUGCAAAUAACGGCAGAGAUGGAUCCCUUUUCUAAUCUCUCUGGUUGGGGUGAAGAAGUAUAGGGGUAAGUUUCUUCUAUCAGCUGCCCUACUUCUGAUUUUGAUGUUUGAAGUGUUUCAUAUGAUGAAGAUUUGUGUGAAAUUCUCAUAGAUUUUUAUGUUUAAAUUGUUUUGUACGAAAAGAUUUGUUGAAAUUCUCAUAGAUUUGGUUGUGUAAUAAACAUUUUAGUUCUUCUGUGUGA
Molecule: messenger RNA, 4829 nt
Organism: Lactuca sativa (garden lettuce)
Lineage: Eukaryota; Viridiplantae; Streptophyta; Magnoliopsida; Asterales; Asteraceae
Product: disease resistance protein RML1B
Biological process (GO): signal transduction; defense response
Molecular function (GO): ADP binding
Source: RefSeq, a predicted model, not a curated record